Cynara cardunculus var. scolymus (artichoke) is the source of this 2466-nucleotide messenger RNA. RefSeq names its product SNF1-related protein kinase regulatory subunit gamma-1-like. The transcript has 6 exons. The coding region runs from base 131 to 1411 and encodes 426 amino acids. The record is from RefSeq and is a predicted model, not a curated record. Lineage: Eukaryota; Viridiplantae; Streptophyta; Magnoliopsida; Asterales; Asteraceae.
CAAAAACUGAGAAAAAGGUAAAAAGAAAGAAAAAGAAGAAGGUAAAGAACAAGGCAUAGGCGCUGAUACUGAAAUAGCAUAACACUUCCAUAUUCAGACAUACCAUUAACAUCAAACCUAAUAAUUUUAAAUGCUAUUAUCUCUUAAUGGGUCAGGAAGUCCGAGAAGCCCAGAGGCUAAAUUAGGGCUGGAAGUGGAAGACUUGUGGGACGUACAAGAGCCCCAACUAUCUCCAACCGAGAAGCUUAAUGCUUGUUUCGAAAGCAUUCCUGUUUCAGAGUUUCCACAAGCUUCCUCUUCCCAAGUAAUCGAGAUCAAAUCGGAUGCCAGUCUAGGUGAAGCCGUUCGGUUGCUAUCUCAAAAUAAAAUUCUAAGUGCACCGGUUGUGGACGUUGAUGCACCCGAGGAUUCUAGUUGGAUGGACAGAUAUCUCGGGAUCGUAGAGUUUGCAGGCAUUGUCGUUUGGAUUUUGCAUCAGUCAGAAAAGAAUAGUGGGAUAGAUGCUGCAGAUGUAUUUGCUAGAGCAUUACAAGAAACCACGGGACCUGCGGUUGCAGCAGCAGCGAGCGGGAUGUCUUCCCCAAGAUAUCGGAGCUCACAGCCUGGUUCUCCUAAAACCGCUGGCAACUUUUUUGAGCUAUUGACUUCUUCUGAUUUCUAUAAAAACACAAAGGUUAAAGAUAUCUCGGGAUCAUUUCGCUGGGCACCAUUUCUUGCUUUGCAACCAUCCAACUCCUUUCUGACCAUGCUUUUACUGCUAUCAAAGUACAGAAUGAAGAGUAUUCCAGUGGUUGAUUUAGGGGARAGGAAGAUCGACAACAUUAUCACCCAAUCUGCAGUAUUCCAUAUGUUGGAGGAAUGUGCAGAUCUCCAAUGGUUCAAAAGYUGGGGAUCUAAGAAAMUAUACGAACUUGGUCUUCCUCUUAUGAAAUCUAAUCGGGUUAUYAAGGUAGACGAGGAUGAACCAGUUCUACAGGCAUUUAGAAUGAUGCAGGAGAAGGGAGUUGGCGGGGUGCCGGUGGUUGCUAGCGGCGGAAACAAGAUGAUUGGUAACAUAAGCAUCAGGGAUAUUCAAUUUCUCCUAAUUGCCCCCGAGAUUUACAAAGAUUAUAGAUCGAUCACGACUAAGAACUUCGUAACAGCAGUUAAAAACUACUUGAAGGAGAAUGAGAAGGCAUUACCUGUGAUGAGUGGCAUGAUUACCUGCAGAAAAGAGGAUACACUUAAAGAUGUGAUUAUGAAGCUUGAUUCGAUGAAGGGUCAUCGUAUAUAUGUGGUUGAUGAUCAAGGGAACCUUGAAGGAUUGAUAACACUGAGAGAUAUCAUAUCUAGGUUAGUACACGAGCCUAGAGGAUAUUUUGGGGAUUUCUUUGAUGGUGUUUUGCCCUUGCCUCAAAACUCUAGGGUUUAGGAACAAAUGUCCAUUGUAACAAGGGUGUUUUUGUCAUCAAGAGUCUCCUGUUAAUUUGCAACUUUUCUAUAUUUGAAUGAAUGAAGAUGUAUAACUUAAUCAUUUAGGUGGAUUCUUGUAUGUCAAAAGUCUGGAUAACAUAAAACUGUAUGCACAUUUUACAACCUAACGAACGCUACAAAACUUUGUGCCAUUUCGGAUGCAUGAGGUCACUAAGAAAAAACCAAACCAAUCAACUCAGACCUCAGUAUAUAUCACCCGGAGGUGAGUGAGGUUUGGGAUGGUAAAAUGCUGGCAGACCUGACCUCUACCCAAAAAGUACAACUGUUAUCAAGAAAACUCCCAGGCUUGUGAAAAGUGUGACAAAAAGAGAGUCAGAAAUUGAAAAGGAACUUAUGAUACUCAUUGAAUUUGACAAAAACUUCUACUUGUUUGUAUCGCAUUUUUUAAAAAUCUAGAAAAUCACACAUAAGAAGAUGCUCAAACUAGAUUCAACUCUUGGACUGUCCAUUAGGUAUCUUAAUCACUUUGACAUGCCUAAUUGAGCUUCCGUUUGUCUAUAUCCCUCCACGACACGACUCUAAUAUUCAUUUUCCUUCAAAUCAAGUAUUCUGAAACACUAUGACCACCUACAAGCAAAAGGCAACGACAGCUAAGAGCGACAAAAAAUUUGGUUCCUAAUACUAUCUGUACAGAAUUACAUUCACAAGUGACUAGAGACAUAUUUGGCCACACAGAGAUCUUCAAAGACAAAAGGUGUUUGAAAUUUUGUUCAUUAAUUAGUUCGUUUAGCAUAUGUUUUCAAUUAAUUAAGAAGCUAAUACUUGCUUUUCUGCUAAGAUGUUGGUGGGCAUGGUGCAUUUCCAAUGGAGAAGGCAGGAAUCAGCUUUGGAUAUGUUAGAUGACUCAAAACACAUCCUAUAAAGAAGAGAACUUUGAAAUGAUUAUUAGAAAGGGAACCUCUUUUGAACAGUAGAACAGUCUUACAACUAUGCAGAUCCAACUGCAUGGCCUCCUAGCCCAAUUUUGGUAAGAAUAUGAUUUCAUCCAUAGAU